GCACUUAACGAACCAUAGCCUAUACAAUCAGUGCAUGAAACGUGGGCGUGUUAUCAACUGCGUAACAUGCGUAUACCAACAACACGAAUGCGUAGAAAUUAGGCCGGACGUGCUGCUACAAAUGACGCUUGGGCCUACACCUGGAACCCUUGACGUGAUUGUAGGCGAUGAUCCGUCCGUAAAGGAAGUCAUUCUGUACUAUACAGACGACAAAUGCUGUAUCGCGGACAUGGAAUAUCAUGGCCACCAGUGCAUCCUUUGGAUUCAGCGGAGUCUGAAGGACGCAGUGCCGCAAGUGUGCAUUGACCAAUUCGUGGACACGUGCGGCGUAAUCGUUGACCCCCACAGAAGAGACCUGUGCGAUGACGGCGAGGGCGAUUACUAGAGAACAAUCAAGCUAAUGUAAUCCUGCACAUCUAGUUGUAACCUGCACAGUGAAUAAAGCGCAAAACCUUGCAUUUGGCUAUUUCUGUGCGGAGCUUGUCAUCUUUCAUAAGUAAACUGUUUAUCAUACAUCGAGAACUCAA
Molecule: messenger RNA, 527 nt
Organism: Rhipicephalus sanguineus (brown dog tick)
Lineage: Eukaryota; Metazoa; Arthropoda; Arachnida; Ixodida; Ixodidae
Exons: 4
Coding region: 35-385 (116 amino acids)
Source: RefSeq, a predicted model, not a curated record